Molecule: messenger RNA, 717 nt
Organism: Fulvia fulva
Lineage: Eukaryota; Fungi; Ascomycota; Dothideomycetes; Mycosphaerellales; Mycosphaerellaceae
Product: Synaptobrevin
Exons: 3
Coding region: 1-717 (238 amino acids)
Biological process (GO): endoplasmic reticulum to Golgi vesicle-mediated transport
Cellular component (GO): membrane; Golgi apparatus
Molecular function (GO): SNAP receptor activity
Source: RefSeq, a predicted model, not a curated record
AUGCGAGGACAUUCAAGUAGUCUUACAGUAUACGCACCUUUAAUCCUACCAGUCAACCACAACAACAACACCCUCCACCACACCACAAACUCCUCCUCAACCGCUUGCCCCACACCCGCAACCAUGAAGAUCCUCUACAUCGGCAUCCUCAAAAACGAAUCCAAACCCGCCAUCGAACUCUCCGCCGAACGCGACCUCACCUCCUUCUCGCGCUUCACCCGCAGCAACGUCGGCGAAUUCCUCACCGUCUUCGCCAAAACCGUCGCCGAGCGCACAACCCCCGGCCAACGUCAAGACGUCGAGGAGCAAUCCUACACCUUCCACGCCUACUCGCGCUCCGAAGGCCUCUGCGGCAUAAUAAUAACAGACCAUGAGUACCCCAAGAUGGUCGCGCAUCAGUUGCUCUCAAAGGUGCUGGACGAGUUUAUAAGUCGGUAUCCGAAGAGCACGUGGGAGAAUAGUAGUGGGGAGGUGCCGUUUCCGGCGUUGAAGGAGUAUAUUGUCAAGUAUCAGGAUCCGGGGCAGGCGGAUGGGAUUAUGAAGAUCCAGAAGGAACUUGAUGAGACGAAGAUUGUGCUGCACAAGACUAUUGAGUCGGUCCUCGAGCGUGGAGAGAAGAUUGAUAGUCUGGUCGCGAAGUCGGAUGGUCUUAGCGCACAAUCGAAGAUGUUCUACACGCAGGCCAAGAAGCAGAACAGCUGCUGCACGAUCAUGUAA